Phytophthora sojae is the source of this 973-nucleotide messenger RNA. RefSeq lists its product as hypothetical. The coding region runs from base 1 to 918 and encodes 305 amino acids. The transcript has 2 exons. Lineage: Eukaryota; Oomycota; Peronosporomycetes; Peronosporales; Peronosporaceae. The record is from RefSeq and is a predicted model, not a curated record.
AUGGCGAGUGCCAAGACCAAGGUGACGCUGGUGUUCGCGCAUGGCGGAGGGUUCUGCAAGGACACUUGGGACCCCAUCGUGCGUCGCCUCAACGAGUCUCAAGUGAUCAAGGACGUGCCGACGGAGUUCGUCACGUUCGACUUCCCGUACCACGGCGACAGGCACGACCCAGCGGCGUUGCAGGCGUUCGAGGCGCACGACCUGGUCGGAUGGGUGGCUGAGGCGGUGCAGGAGCAAGUCGCAGAGUGGAAGGAGAAGACCAAGAGGGGGGACCCCGAGGGCAAGGCGCAGCAUAAGCUCAUUGGUGUCGGGCACUCUAUGGGCUCCGCGGGGCUCUGGGCCACGGAGGUGGCGCACCCAGGGACCUUUGAUGGGCUCAUUCUGUUCGAGCCUGUGCUGGCCCAGAACUCGCCUGACACCGACUACAUGAUCAACUUCAUGGUCGGUCUCACGCUGCAGCGAGCGGCCUCGUGGCCCUCUCGGGCUGCAGCUGAAGAACACUUUUACAACCUCAGGAACUUUGCCAAAUGGGACCGUGAGACUCUUGCUGGAUACCUGCGAGGAGCUCUCGUUGAGGCCGUGGACGGUACUGUCACGUUAGCCUGUCACCCGAACAUUGAGGCGUCGCUGUACUGCCAGAAGCCGCUGUGGUUGACGGAGCACGAGCUGCAGCAGCCCAAGUGCCCCAUUACGUUCCACUGGGGAAGUCGCUCCAAGAUGUGGUUCCACGACCGAUUCGAGGCUCUACAGAGCAAACUUCCGCACAUUUACACCGUGAGGGACCCCAUGGAAGGCAACUCGCACGUGCUGGUGCUGGAGAACCCUGCAUUGGCUGCGGAGAAAAUUGCUCAGGACCUGACAGAACUGGAGCCAUACACUACUGAGGGCGAGUCGAAUGCAGGAGGAAGCUCGCCAUGAGUUGGAGGGGUUUACAGUUAAUCCGGACAGGAGGCUGACAAGUUGGAUAUUAACU